Molecule: messenger RNA, 1717 nt
Organism: Erpetoichthys calabaricus (reedfish)
Lineage: Eukaryota; Metazoa; Chordata; Cladistia; Polypteriformes; Polypteridae
Gene: cenpl
Product: centromere protein L
Exons: 5
Coding region: 224-1288 (354 amino acids)
Source: RefSeq, a predicted model, not a curated record
AUCGAGCAAAGCAUACUGGGAAGGCGGGCUGUUCAAAUGUAGGAUGAAAAAUUACGGGGAACAAUGCUUAGCUGUGUUUAGAGAUAAACGAAACCGAGUAACAGUUUAACAGAGCAGUAUUUUUACGUGACAUUAACAUAUUUACUUUUAUGAUCCGGCGGAAGCCGUUUUAUGUUUUUAUAUGACUUAAAACGUUUUUAAUUUACGUGUCACGCGUGUUGUCAUGGCGAAGAGGCCGAAAAGAAGAGAUGUGCCAGGGGAUUUACACUCAACACCAAAUAUCUCUAAUCCAAAUGGAUAUGCCAGUGGCAAUCUCGAAACUGGAUUGCCUUCCAGCAGAAAAUAUGCUUCAUUCCGAAGGUUUUCCUUGCAUAAGCCGCCUUCAAGCAGAGAAAUUAACAAAGCUAAUAACUUAUCACAAAAAAUUGAACCUGAGCAGAUUUCACUGCUAAUUGGGAAAGACUGGCAUUUGCACUACGUGACUCCAUUGUACAAGUUCUCUCAUUCAGCAAUAAGGUCAUAUUCAAGGCAACUUUCAGCAUUCAUUGCUGCAGAGAAACAAAAAGGUGUUCCUUUUGAUAUGGGGAGUGACAAUAUCUUUAGGGUCAAUUUUUCAAUAAUACUCGGAAUAGCUGAAAAAGAAGGGGACAGUGAAGCAGUCUUUAUUCAGAUCUAUACCAAACAAUUUUUUGCUAUUCAAGGAACAACUGAGAAUGUAAUCUGGAGUGGAUGGCUGGCAUGUGUUAAUUGUAAUACAGAAUAUAUAAGUUCUCUACCUCCCAGAUUUACAUACUUUCCUUUGUUUUGUUCCAAUGGACCAGAAACCAUGACUGCAAUUGUAAGGACUUGGUUCCAGAAGACAUUUGAUUGCAAUUUUGGCAAUCUCUCUAUAAACUACAGUAAUCUCAGCUGGCUAGCAGCUAUAUGGACUGACUGCAAGCAAACAGUGGACUUUAAGUACUUAAAACUGUCUUGGACUCUACCAUUAAGACCACCAUUGGAUGUCACAUACACCAUUAAUUCUGAAGAUGGGUGGGAGCUUUGGAACAGUAUACAUAAAGAAAAUGAUCAGAUUACUUUAGAGGAAAUGGGUCAGUUUAUGUACGUUUUGGAGUCCCAUUUCUUCAGACAUUUUAAGGUUCAUUUAACAUUUGGGGAAUUAAUUGAGGUCUCAACAUCUCUUGGAGUGGUCCAAAAGAAUGGAAGAAUCAAGUUCCUGAGUGGUGAACGUAUGACUGCCAUCCUGACACUGCUGACAGAAAAUGCAGUUUUAAUGAUGCCCGUCUAACCUCUGAGAACGUGAAUCUGGAAAUUACUGUCUCCUCAAUGAGCACUUGAUAGCAUCCUCUUAAAUGUAAAAGGCAGCCAUUUAUUAGCAUAUAAAAAGUGAUUUUGGUCAUCUAAGGAACACAAUUUAAUUUUAUUUCAUCUUUUAUUGAUGCACCUUUUAGACUGUUUAUUUAUAAAAAUAAUAAAUGUUAAGGAUGCAUGGCUUUUAUUUUACUGCACCUUAAAUAAGUGGGUUAAACGACGUUUAUAUUUUAACAGCUUUGUAAAUGCAACUGUAAUAUUAAAGAAAUUUAUUAUAAAACAACUUGUAAUGGAUAACAAACUCAUUCAGUUUUAAUCUGUGCAAAACAAUGUUUGUUGAACACUAACAGAUAAAAUGAAGCAGGUGUGAAUGCACAUUUUUUACUUUAAUAGUGUAAUAUUAUUC